UUAUACCUGGUCGGGAAAUAAAGUAUUUCGACAAAACGGUCUUAUUGUUUAAAAAUAUAGUAAUCACGUGAUCAAAGUAAGUGCAAAAAAAAUUUACCGAUUGAAGAAAGUCUUCAGUUUUAUUCACUUCUCUUAAUUCUAAAAGCUUGCCAUUCAAUUAAUUUUAAUAUUAAUUUUGUUCAAGCUGUUUAAAUAAUUAAGUUAAAAUUAUUUUAUAACUUUUUUGAGUUAAAAAUGCCUGGAGCAAAUUGUGCUUUUCCUGAAUGUGGAAUUACAAGAAACUCUAAACACCAAGGUAUUGGAAUAUUUCAACUUCCAAAUCGGCCAGAUGAUUUUCAUCAACAAUGGAGAAAAAAUAUACUAAACAUUUUGUCAAAAUGUAGACAUUUUGACAAGCAUUUCAAAGAGCGCAUUGCAAAUGGAAAUAUCUUUCUUUGUGAACUUCAUUUUGAGCCAACAGAUAUUGAGUUUACAAAAACUGGUCGAAAAACGUUAAAGCUUGGGGCAAUACCAUUGCUCAACAUUCCUAAGAAAUCUCAUGAAACUGUUAAAGCUCCUGAAAGAAGGCAUAUAUCUAUUGUUAAAGAUAUUUUGACUACAGAAGAAAAACAUACAGACAAAUACAAAAACUUUAGUGAACUUACUAACAUAGUAAAGAAGCUUAAACUCAAUUGGUUUAUAUCAUAGAAGUUGUUGUUGGAUGUAGUCUAGAAUUUUUUGUUAUUGUUUAUGGAUGGACAUUGCCUGAUGACCAUCACUUGUAUAAAGAAUUUUUACGAUCAGUUCGUCAUGUUAAAAUAUCAAAAUUGUUAAAUAAAGUUCAAUCUUUACAGAUGUGUACUGGCAUAACAUAUGACUUGGUAGAUUGCGAUAAAGAUGGAAAUCUAAUAAAUCAUUCUAUUCCUCAUAAAUUUGACCUUAACAAUGAGAAAAAAGUACCAUUUAAAGCUAGUCAAUAUAAACGUCACAAAGAUUGUUUUGUUAUUGGCUCUGAUUGUGAAAAGUGUGUAAAAUGUUUAAAUUUUGAAAUUAAUUUUAUUAAAUGUAAAGUUAGUACUUCAAAAAAAAUUGAUCAACCAGCUCAUUUGAAUGCCCCAUUAUCUGUCACACAUCCAAAUUGUGUAAAGUUAGCACUCGUUGAAGAGCGUUCUAAAAAUAAAAAACUUUUGCAGAAUAUUGAAAGAAUGCAAAAUGAAAUACAGGCUAAAGGUAUUCAAGUCAGCACUUGUUUAAGUUCUGAUCUUGAUAUUAUAAUUAGUAAAAACCAAAAAAACAUGACACCAUUUAUGAAACUUUUUUGGGAAGAACAGAAUCGUUUAUUAACUAGCAAAGUUCCUAGAUAUCAUCCAAUGAUAAUUCGAUUUUGUCUUUCUCUUGCAUCUAAAUCAGCCUCAGCAUAUGAUGAACUUAGAGAUGCUAAAAUUUUAACACUUCCAAGUAGGCGGACACUACGCGAUUAUAAGAAUGCUAUUCGAUCAUCUGUAGGAUUUAACCCAGCAGUGAUUGCUGAAUUAAAAGAAAAUACAAAAGACCUCUCUGAUAUUCAGCGAAAUGUUGUACUUUCUUUUGAUGAAAUACGCAUUCAAGACAAUUUAGUAUUUGACAAGUCAUCAGGUGAGCUCGUUGGAUACGUUGAUCUUGGAGACCCUGAAAUAAACUUUUCGACCUUUACUGAUGUAAAUGAUUUAGCCAGUCACUGUCUAGUAUAUUAUAUACGUGGAAUUGCAUGCGAUCUCAAAUUUUGUCUUGCAUAUUUUGCUACUAAUGGUGUAACAGCUAUGCAAAUAAUGCCAACAUUUUGGAAAGCUGUCUCUAUAUUAGAACUUUGUUGUAACUUGAAAGUAAUUGUUGCAGUUUCAGAUGGUGCCUCACCAAAUCGAUCAUUUUAUAAAAUGCAUCGUGGAUUAGACAAUCUAGAUGACUCAGAUGUUGUGUAUCGCACAACCUUAUGGAAGACGAAAUGAUAAUCCAACUUUAAUUCAGUUUGGCUAUCAAUCCAACACCUUGCAUAUGCAACGUUCUAUUGCACCAGUUACAGGGAAUACAAAAGGAAGUUUUAAGCAAAAACGUAGAGUUUCUUGGAAAUUUGUUGAUAAUGCUCCUUUAAAAAAACGAUCUACAAAGAAGUAAUUUACAAUCUUUUGUGUUUUUACUCGCUCAUAGGAUAGAGGUAUGUAUAUUUAUGUUCUGUUUGUACCUCUGGCACGGUGUUAGCUCAAAUGUAAGUUGUUUUAUGUAUAUUUGUGUUCUGUGUAGACCUCUGGCGCGGUGUUCAUUCACUCGUAAGUCGAUUUUUUUAUGUUUGUGUUCUGUGUAGACCUCUGGCGCGGUGUUGAUUCACUCGUAAGUCGAUUUUUUAUGUUUGUGUUCUGUGUAGACCUCUGGCGCGGUGUUGAUUCACUCGUAAGUCGAUUUUUUUUAUGUUUGUGUUCUGUGUAGACCUCUGGCACGGUGUUGGCUCACCUGUAAGUCGCUUUAUAUUUGCUAUGUUAUUGUUGUGUUAUCAUUGUUAUGUUAUUGUUGUGUCUGUUUUUGUUUUGUUUGAACCUCUGAUGCAGUGUUGCUUUACUCAUAAGUUGUUUUAUGUUUGUUUGUGUUCUGUUUUAAGCUCUGGCACCGUGUUGGCUCAUCCGUAAGUUGUUAUAUGUAUAUUUCCUGUGUUAUUGUUGUGUGUAAUCAUUGUUAUGUUAUUGUUGUGGUGUUUUGUGUU
Messenger RNA from Hydra vulgaris (swiftwater hydra), 2710 nucleotides. RefSeq lists its product as uncharacterized. Lineage: Eukaryota; Metazoa; Cnidaria; Hydrozoa; Anthoathecata; Hydridae. The record is from RefSeq and is a predicted model, not a curated record.